This is a messenger RNA of Xyrichtys novacula (pearly razorfish), 7247 nucleotides long. The record is from the annotation of a GenBank genome assembly. Lineage: Eukaryota; Metazoa; Chordata; Actinopteri; Labriformes; Labridae.
AUGUCCUCGUCUCCUCGUCUCUCCUCGUCUCCUCGUCUGUCCUCGUCUCCUCGUCUGUUUCCUCCAUUUUAACCCUUUAAAUGAGAGUCAGACUGAAGUCUGUCGUCUUUGGACCCCAGAGCAGAUCUGUCCCCCUUUGAGUCCUUCCUUAAAGACUCUGAUGGACAGAGAUUUGAAAAUGGAUCUGCAGAUAAAUGAAGUUUUUAUCGUCUUUUAAAGAAGGUCAAGUCUUUUUAUCUUUGAGUGAUUUUAAGAAGGUUAUUCAUGCUUUUAUCUCGUCUUGAUUAUUGUAACGCUCUUUAUUUUGGUGUCAGUCAAACCUCUUCAUGGUUUACAGCUCCUUCAAAACGCCGCAGCAGCUCGUGUUUUAUCUUCUUGCCGUAAAUACGACCACAUCUCCUCUAUUUUAGCCUCUCUUCUCGGACUUCCUGUGCGUUUUAGGAUUUAAAUUUUAUUAUUAACUUAUAAAUCUUUAAACGGGCUCGCUCCUUUUUAUCUUUCUGACCUUUUAAAAUCUUAUAUUUCGUCUCGGACUCUCAGAUCCUCUGACCUUCUGACGGUCCCUAGGUCAAGGUCAAAGUUCAAGCUGAACUUUUACAGCCGACAGAUUUAAGUAAAUAAGUAAAUAAGUAUGAACGCGACAGUGUGUGUGUGUGUGUGUGUGUGUGUGUGUGUGUGUGUGUAGGGGGGGGCGGGGUCGAUGUGACAGAUUUUUAUUCUUUUUUUCAAUAAUAAUAAUUUAUUUAUUUAUUGUCAUUUUUUCGUCUCGCUGUCCGACUUUUUUUUUUUAAACUUUAACAGUGAUUUUAAAACACGAAGAAAAAGUGAAGUCAUCGUUCAUUUACAUUCAGACUCCCUCUCUCUCCCUCUCUCUCUCCCUCUCUCUCUGCCCCUCCUCCCUCCCCUCCCUCCCCUCCCCCUCUCCCUCUCUCUCUCUCCCCCUCCCUCCCUCUCUCUCUCUCUCUCAGAUUAUCUCCAUCCUCAUCCUGCCGCCGCCGUCGCUGAGAUGUGAGUACUCGUUUAUUUUUUACUCCUUUUCCUCUGAAAAUUAAAACCUCCUCUUUUCUCUUUUUUCUGUCUGUUAAAUAAAAGUAAAAACUUUAAUUCUUGAUCUAAAAAAAUAGAAAAACUUGUUUGUUUGUUCGUCUGAAGUGUCGUUUUUGUCGUUUUUGUCGUUUUUGAUCUUCUCUGUUCCUAAAUUCAUGGACUCAGUCUGGAAGUUUCUGCAGCAGUUUUUUAGUGAGUCACCUCAAAACUCUUCAUCCUCUCCUUCUUCAUCAUCAUCAUCAUCCUCUCGAUCUCCAUCUUCAUCAUCAUCAGACUGCUCUGCUGCUGAACCUUUCCGCUCUUUAAACGCUGAAAACAUGACAAAACAAAAUCAGGAGGAAGUGAGUCGAGAAAUUUAACAUUUUAGUUUUUUUAGUUUUUAGAUCCGAGUUUUUGACGAUGAGGAGGAGGAGGAGGAGGAGGAGGAGGAGGAGGAGGAGGAGGAGGGGUUUAAUCGCGUGCAUGUUUAUCUCCCUCCAUCAUGUCCCCUCUCUCUCUCUCCCUCUCUCUCUCUCUAAUCUUUCUUCAUUUUGCUCUUUGUGUGUCCAGAGAAAAGAGAAAAAAAACCUCCUGAUGUUUGAGAGUCUGAACGUCUCAGUCGUAUUAAAUCAGGUUUUAUUUCUCGUUUCUCUUAAACUGCUGAGUAACCGUCUUUGGUUUGAUGGACGGAGGCCAAACUUUGAUGAGUCAUGUUUCUGUUUCUGUUUCUGUUUCUGUUUCUGAGAUUAAAAUUCUCUUUAAUAUUCAAAGUGGACGAGCAGACGAGAGAGACACGGAGAGACAAAGACGUUUUUAUUUCUGUUGUUUUUAAAGUUCAGAAGUUUUUUCAUUUUGAUUUCAGGCUGAAUUAAAAAAACAUUAACAGGGGCGUGCUGAAGGGGGGAGGGGCCAAUCGCCCUUCUGGUUCCUUCGAAGUUCUCCUAAAGCUCCUUUCACACCGGGACAGUUUUUAUCGUGCGAUUAUUUCAGACAUCAAUAUUUUUUUUGAACCCGUAUCCUGUCAACACAAACGUCACAUCAGCAACGUUUUCCCGUCCUGAGAUAUUUCAGCAUUUAUUUUUUCGGAUCACGGUCGAUUUUUCUAAAGUUUCUCAGACUGUGUGUCAACUUCUGACCAAUCAGAUUUCGUGUUGUUGUGACGUCAGAUUCACCGGUAUAUCCAACAUGGCCGACCGUCUGAUUGUUUCCGUGUCGGAGAACAGAGUGAUUUUUGAUCAAAGACACAAACAUUACAAAGAUAACGACCUGAAGGACGACUUGUGGAGAGUCAUAGUGUCGGAUUUCUCCGAUGACGAUGGUUUGUGAGCUUUAACAGUUUGAUAAACGUCUUUGUUUGAACUUUCAUCUGUGCUAACGUAACUUUAGCUCUAAGCUAACCUGUUCAGAUACAACAGACCAUCUGUAUUUUCACUGUAAACUCAGUCACAGCUCCAUCAGGUCUCUGUUGUUCCCUUACGUUUAUGGAUUAUAGUUUAAUGUUCUUAUCUGGUUCUGACCCGACUCAGUCCAUCAUGACAGACAGACAUCUCAACACUAGAGUCUGAUCAGAACUGAGAAACACUCAGUCUGCUGUCGGAUCAGUCUUCUCGCUGAAGACCCGGGACGAGUCUUUUUCCCCGGAAAGUCGUAAAAUCACAUCAGGCUUGAUGAGUGUCGUCAGGAGCGUCAAAAUUCACCUCCAAAUGUUUUGUAAUUUCGUGUCGUAUAUUUGCUUCACUCUCGGUGUGUGAGGAACUUUACCUCCGACCUCCACCUUCAUCCUGAUCGUCUCCUAAAAGGUCGUAUCCUCCGAUCGUAGCUGAUCGUAACCAUUCAAGUUAACGUGUCAAUUUACACCGACUUCUUUUCAAAAUAAAACACGAACGACGAACAAGUGAAAGGUUUUUAGACGUCAUUUCACCCCGAUGACACCAUGGAUGAGGAGAUGCUGAUUCUAGAAGUCUAGAAGUAGAUUUCCUCCUCUGGAAGGACACAAUCUACUGCUUAUAUGUCUAUGUGUCUGUCUUUAGAGAGACAACUCGUUAUCGUGAGAUUGAGCGUGAAUCCGUUCUUGUGAGUUCUCAUGAUUCCUGCGUCUGUAAUCCGCCAUGAAAUUCGCCUCACAAACGGAUCAGGUAGGACUUGGCGGAUUGCAAAAACUGCCGCCGUUACGGAUGCGGUGAAAACGGGUUUAGAAGUGUCCCGUAGGACGUUGGGUCUUGAGUGGAGACGGACUUCAUCUUAACCUCAAACACCUCCUGACCUCCUCUGUCUCUGUGUCUGCAGGUCGACUCCAGACGCCGCAGGAAACCAAGGAGCUGCUGGAGGUGACAGUGAGGGGGGUCCUCCGGCUGCGGCCCCGAACCUGACCAGUAACAGACGACUGCAGCAGACGCAGGCGCAGGUGGACGAGGUGAGGACGCCGUCUGUGAGGCUUUUUUAAGGAGGUUCUGGACUCUUGACCUGCUACAGUUGAGAGCGUCGGUGUGCUUGUCUCCGUCAGGUGGUGGACAUCAUGCGUGUGAACGUGGACAAAGUCCUGGAGAGAGAUCAGAAGCUGUCGGAGCUGGACGAUCGGGCCGACGCGCUGCAGGCCGGAGCCUCGCAGUUUGAGAGCAGCGCCGCCAAACUCAAGAACAAGUACUGGUGGAAAAACUGCAAGGUGAGCGAGAAAACACGGACUGGAACCUCCAUGGAGGAUCGGAGCGGAUCAGUUUACGGUUUUAAAGAGUUUAUCUGUUAACAGCGAGGUCGGAGUGAAGAAACAAAUCCAUGAACUGAACUGGAGUCACAAAGUGCAUAAAAUCCAGAUUAGGUGUUUGAACACGUCUGGAUUAUGAGUGAACCAGUUUGUUUUCCUCACUCAGAGCGUUUACAGUCUCAGUUUAAUCCGACUAAACUCAUAAUUCGUCUUUUUCUCUGAAUCUUCUCUCCUCGUCUUCGUAAACAUGCAGCUGAGAAAACUGAAUUAUUGACGUGAACGUGUCCUCCUCCCCGACACUAGCUAGCCUGGCUGGACCGUCCAGUUGAGUGAAUCACUUCCUGUUCCUUCCCACAACAGUCUGGACUUCGGCCAAGUUUCCGAAAAUGAUGAGUGCGACUUUAACGAUAAAUCCACAUCAUAACGCUAAAGACCGAAGUCCUCACCUCCGAAUCCUCGUCUUCAUUGACCAGAACUUAGAAAACUGGAACAAGAAUUUUGACAAAAUACAUUUUUAGUCAAUUUUGCGUUUGAGCCAACUUUUCCUUUAACAUUUAACUGGGAACAAGAAAGAGAUUUAUUCUUCAAUUUCCUCAACGAACGACAAAAACAACGCUGUACGAUUCUGACGUCUGACACCGACCUGCUGUUGUUGUUGACGGUUGUAUGGGCUCGGAAACAGCGACCCAUAUCGCCCCCUAGUGUUGGGGAGGAGGACACGUUCACGUCAAUAAUUCAAGAGUCUGAUUGGGUGAAAAAAAUGAGUUUAAUCCGAUAAAACUGUAAAUAUUUCAGUCUUUUAUUCUGAAAUCUGACCUCCUGAUUUUUUCUCUCAUUUUUCUUAAUUAUCUUUAUUUUAUUAUUAAAUCAGUUAAAUUUAAAUAUAAAUAAACCGUCUCUGUUCUGCAGCUGUCGGCGUAAAUCCAUCAGCUGCCAUUUUUAUCCGCCUCCCCCCCUUCGUCCUCCUCCGUUUAUCCAUUUAUCAUCCAAACAACCUCAAACCGCGUCAGUCUGUUUUUAUCUCGUCAGGGCCCUGAAUUUGAUUGGCAGGAUGCUCUGUUUCACGUCAUCCAAUCGGGAGCAGCCCUGUAGAGUGGUGGGAGGGGCUAAAUCAGAGGAAGUCAUAGAGAGAGAGAGAGAGAGAAACCCCAAUGUGGAUUACAGAGUAGGUCAGGGAUUAGAGAGCCAGCUGUGAUUUAUGAUGUAACUCCGCCCACCUCCAAACACACACACACACAUUUUUAUUUCUAUACUUGUGAGGACGUUUGUGUUUAACCCUAAAAUCACCAGUUUGAGGAGCUUUAAGGUGAUUUUUGAUCCGUUUGUUGAAGUGAAACCGUUCUGCUGCUCCAAUCCUCGUUAAAACACCAGAGUGUGUCGUUAGGAGGCGGAGCUAUGGGACUAACAACGACCCUCACCGUUUGACCGUUAAAGUAAUAAAAUAAAACGAGAGGCAGCAGCAGCAGGUGAGUCUGAUCGUCACUCACUGACUCCACCUGAGCAGGUAAAGGGGGAGAAAACACACACACACACACACACACACACACACACACACACACACACACAGCUGUAACGGUAUCAAUCCGCCACUGAAAGUAGUCCCUCAGAAAUCGUAUCUAAUGCAGCGUCUUCAGGACUCCUGUUAAAACCUGAACCUGCAUCAGGACUCGGACUUUAAGAAAACCGGUUUACUCUCUCUCUCUCUCUCUCUCUCUCUCUCUGUGUCUCUGUUCGCGUUAAUCUCUCUCGCCCUCUCCCCCAUCAGAGGUGAUGUGGUCAGCAGCUCCGACUCUCAUUUCAUCAUCUGGAUUUAUUUAUGGAGCGAGCGUGCACACACACACACACACUCACUCAAACACACACACAUAUAUAUACACACACACACACACACACACUCACACACUCACACACACACACACACACACACACACACUCACACUCAAACACACACACAUAGAUAUACACACACUCACACAAACACACACACACACACACACAAACACACACACACACACACACUCAAACACACACACAUAUAUACACACACACACACACACACUCACUCACUCACUCAAACACACACACACACAGUUGAAAUGCGGCGAUAACGGAUAUUUUGGUCGGAACGUCUGAUUUGAUCAAACGUGAAUAAAAACUGUAAAAAACUGUAAAAAAAUUUAAACAGACGUUUAUUUUUCAGGAGCGCCACCUGCUGUUUAUUUUUUCAUUCUAUUUCACUAUUUUCUGUUUCUGUGUAUGAUGAACAAACUUGUAUCUCUGUUUUUACUGAUCUCCUUAUUGUCCAUGUAGAUUCUCAUUCAUCCAGGUCAGGGUUUUAGACUUUAAAGACUUUAAAACAGGAAACAGGCUCGACACAGUCCAGUUUAGGGUCCAGUCUGAGUCCGGUUUAGGGUCCAGUCUGAGUCCGGUUUAAGGUCCGGUUUAGGGUCCAGUCUGAGUCCGGUUUAGGGUCCAGUCUGAGUCUGGUUUAGGGUCCAGUCUGAGUCCAGUUUAGUGUCAGGUUUAGGGUCCAGUCUGAGUCUGGUUUAGGGUCCGGUUUAGGGUCCAGUCUGAGUCCGGUUUAGGGUCCAGUCUGAGUCUGGUUUAGUGUCCGGUUUAGUGUCCAGUCUGAGUCCAGUUUAGGGUCCAGUCUUAACCUGGUUUAGGCUCCGGUCUGGGUUUUUGAUUCUGCUGUUUUUCAUGUUUCGAUUAAAGAAUCUCGUUCGUCUCGUUUCUCCUCCAGAUGAUGAUCAUGAUGGCCGUGAUCGGAGUCAUUUGUGUCGGAGUCGUUUUCUGUGAGUUUAUUUUUCUUCGUUAAAUUUAAUAUUUGAUCUUUUCAAAGAUGUUCAUCAGUUUAAUAAAUAAACCUUUGUUUGUUUUUGUCUGUUCAGUUUAAGAUGUUUUCUAUUUUCACGCUUUUCUUCGUCUCCUUCUUCAGUGUAUUUCUUCUACUGAGCUGAUCUUCAGGGACGAGUCUGCACCUCCUCCUCCUGCAUGUGGGGAGCUGCAGUCAGGGCCUCCUCCUCCUCCUCCUCUCUGCUCCUCGUUUGUUCUGCUGAGUUUCAGGUCCAAACCUCAGACUAAAGAACUUCCUGGUUUUUCUCCAGGAGAAGCAGCUGAAGACGUUUAGAUGUUUGUUUGAAACACGAGAGACUUUAUUCUGUUCAUGUCAGUAAAUGUUCCUUUAAAACUUUAAUCAGCUCUGCAACACUCGAACCCGGGUCCAUGACCUCCGGUCUCUGUCUGUAUUCCUCAUGAACGUCGCCCCCUGGCUGUCAGUGGUGGUACUGCUCCUCAUGUAAAAUUAUAAGCUCCUCUCUGUUAUUGUGAAGCAGAAACCGACUUCUCUGUUCCUAUCAUCUCAUGGCCCCGCCCUCUUUUGUCUUGUGGCCCCGCCCUCUUUUGUCUAUCGUUUGAAAGUCUCGGGUCUCGUGUCUGACUGCUGAGUUUGUGAUCUUGUUUAUAAAGUUUCAUCGUUUGUUUUGAUCAUGGUUCAAAUAAAUUCGUCUUUAAAGGAAAA